AAGCUUUGGAAUUUAGCGUAAAAAUAUGAGGAAAUAACAAUGUCUGCGGAACAAACCAGGAACAGUUCAUCUUCAAGAGGAGAAACAAGACGGUCAACAGCCGGUUUCUUGGCUUCUGAGAGCGAUGAUCGUUUUUUUCAGUCUCUGUUUGAGUUUAUUGAACUUGAGAAACGGUUCCUGCAGAGUCCGGAAAACGGUCCGGACGAACUCCGAUACAUUAUCUACCGCUCUGUGUUUAACAAGGUGAUUGCACAAGCGACGGACUAUAAGAGACUGCUGUUGACCAUAAAGGCUGAGUACGAUGAUAUCAUCCAGGAGCUGAAAAGGAGGAACGAUGAAGUCAGGGGAGCUCAGCAAACUGUGGCGGCAUCGAUGUCAUGUCCAAAAUCACUAAUAACCUGUAAGAGACGGGCCAAUCAGCUGAGGGACAGAAUCUCUGAGCUUCAGAGGGAAACAUCAAGACUUCAAGAGGAGCUCCAGAGACAGAAAUCCUCUAAAGAUCAGAGCACAUGGACACCAGGUACAACCACUGACACUGACCCAGGGUUGACGGUAUCUGAGUCUGAGGAUCCUGAAGCUCUGGACAGACAUCUGCAGCACCUCCAGGUCCAGAGAGCUGCUCUAAUGGACAGGAAGAGUCACUGUGUCUCUCUGGAGGUCAAAGCCGAGCUGGACGCCAAGCUGCAGACCGCCGAGUCCCACAGAGACCAGCUGAGCAGCGAGAACCGCCGGCUGAAAGUCCUGAGCAGGCGUCUAUGGUCUGUGUGUGACUGUCUGUCCAGCUGGGAGGAGGGGGAGGGGGAGGGGCAGGUUCCUCUAGAGGAACUCGUGGGUUCCACUCUGGAGAACAUCAGACAGAACAGAGUGACAGAUGAUGACGCUGAGCUCUUUGAGGAGGAGCAGCCGACCGGAGCUGACGAGGCCGAGCUCCUAACCGAUCACUUGGACAGGUUCAUUGAGCUCUUUGAUUUAGCUCAGUAUGAGAAGGCUGCUCUUCUCGCAGCCACUUCUCCUGGAGGAGUCCUGAGGAACCUCCACACCAUGACCAUGUUUAAAGCUGUGCAGGCCCCCCCGGGGUCGGUGCCCCCUCCCCUCCUGUUCUUCCAGGCUCUGCUGAUGACGCUCCCAGACGGUGUGGAGCUGUCAGCGUCUCUCUCGGUGGUGGGCGUGGUCUUGGCUCUGCAGCGUGGCGCCUCGCAGCUUGUUGUUCACGCCGUCACUCAGAACAAAAUCAGCUUCACCGAGCACCUGGGAGAUAUCCUCACUGAGCACGCGCAGAACAACCCCGGCGUCGCCGACCUGUGUCUGGCGUUGGCCACCAUCAUCUAUGAGGCCUGCGGGCUGGACAGGAAGACGGCAUUGAGCAUGUGCAAGAGAGGCCUCAUCUGCAGUGCUGCCGAGUUCAUGAAGCACCGCAACAAGCUCACAGCUGAGGACUGUCUUUGGGUUCUGUGUCGCUCGCCCAGCCUCUCUCUCCUCCAGCUGUUGACGAAGCAUCGGGGGCGGGGCCGGGCGGCCAUCUUGUCAGUGGGUGGCACUUGUUCCACUCUGUUGGUUGACCAUCAGCAGUGGGAUUUAGCUUUCCAGCUGCUGGACGGCUUCGUCAGCCAAGGACAGGGUGUGCUACAGGACGUGAUCCUGGAGGACAGCGACUCUUCAGUGGAAGUCUGGAUCCUCAUUGCGUCUCUGUGCUCUGAACUAAAGCGGGCCGACCUGAGCCAGGACAUCCUGUCUGUCCUGCUAGACCAGGGUGGGACCAGAGUCCUGUCCCCAGAUCUGGAAGGAGCCGGCCUCAUGGAGCAUGUCUUCCUGUGAAGACUGAGAGUCUCCACUGUUUUAACCCUGUUCUUCCUCUAGGUAAAUAUCUACAGGACUCUGAAGCCUCUGUGUUUAGGAAAAAAAUCCAAGGACCUUUCAAUAACGUUCAGUGACGUUGAAUGUUUUGUGUGAAAUUUGAAGACUCAAAGUAAAACAUCACCAGGUGACAAAAGAAUGAAAAAACAGAUUCUGUAUUUUCUUUGUUUUCCUCUCAGUGAAUAAGCAUCCUCAGUAUGAGACUCACACACACACUCUCUGACCUUUGACCUUUGGCUGGUGGCAGAGAAAUGACUCAGGUAAAAAAUCUGAAAUAGUGACAGCUGAUGUCCAGCAGGGGGCAGACACAUCCGAAAACAGGCUGAGAUUCACUUCAAACACAGAGGUCAGACAAUUCUUACAACAACAACAACAACAAUAAGGACAGUGUCGUUGUGUUCCUGUUCUCAUCAUGGGGAAAACCUCUGGAACAUUUUCCUUCUUUACAAAGUUUGAUGAGAAAACUCUUUGAUAGAAUGAACAAAAGAGGAAGUUACCUGGAGGUGGGCAGGACAUCCUGGACUCUGUGCCCACUUGAU
This is a messenger RNA of Seriola dumerili (greater amberjack), 2393 nucleotides long. RefSeq names its product clathrin heavy chain linker domain containing 1 (gene clhc1). NCBI's taxonomy places the organism in Eukaryota, Metazoa, Chordata, Actinopteri, Carangiformes, Carangidae. The record is from RefSeq and is a predicted model, not a curated record. Bases 40 to 1815 code for a protein of 591 amino acids. The transcript has 11 exons.